AUGGAGUCUCCACGGCAGCAUUCCGAGUCGCCUACUCUCAUAUCCACCUCGACCAGGAAACGGAAAAGAAGCACGGAUCGCGUCCGCGUCACACGUGCCUGUGACCGAUGCAAGAGGAGAAAGAUCAAAUGCUCAGGUGUUCAGCCAUGCGAGUUGUGCAUACUUGCAGGCCUCAAAUGCACCUUCGAGGCCACCUACUCCAGGGGCAGGCUACCGUCAAUCCCAGCAGUAGCCAAUGUUGAAGCUAGAAGUGCAUCUUCCAGGCAAGAUGUGCCGGCUAGCGAAAGAGCGGAUCUUUUCCCAAAGAUGAUCACGCCCAGCAACAGUCCCCCAGUCCAUGAACACCAGAGCUCAACCCCAUCUCCUUCGCGAUCCCGUCGCCAGAUAGACUACCAUUCGGAAAUUCACUCAAACAGCCUUCAGCCCCCUGGUCUGGCCUAUGCUCCAGCAUCCUUAAGAACCUCGCCUGAGCCAUCCCAGACCGAUCUCGAGGGCCACUACGUUGGCCCAGCCUCUGGCGUGUCAUUCCUUCUCCGGAUUCAGAAGAGGUUGCACCAAGCCGUAUCGUUCUCACAUGCUUCUUCGAUAUUCACAUUUGGAGAUGCUCCCAUGCCAAGUUUUGAUCCGUCCUUCUGCAUGCUGCUCCCUCGCGAGGAAGCACAGAGACUUGUGGACCGGUAUUUCGAUUUUGCUAUGCCCACAUAUCGGUUCCUUCAUCGACCAACCGUUCAAAAAUGGCUCGGCGAGUUUUACGACACCAUGGGUAUCAUGGAUGAUCGAGACAGCGCGCCCGCAAAAAUUGCUCUGCUGUUCAUGGUCUUUGCCCAGGGAAAGGAAUACAUGCCGCCCUACGAAGGGUCCACAUAUGCUGAUUUCAGCCAACGAUAUUUCCUCGUUGCAGAGAACCAGCUUUCCAAAGAACGGGGCGCAGUGCGUCUGACAAGUGUGCAAGCCCGUCUUGCGCAAUGCUUCUUCCUACUUUCGCAGUCUCGCAUCAACCACUGCUGGAGCCUCUUUGGAACUAUGAGCCACUUGGCUCUUGCUAUUGGCUUGAAUCGGGGUCGGAAAUCUGAACCCACUAGUGCUUCCAGUCAGAUAGAAAAUGAGUGUCGGCGCCGAACCUUCUGGUGUGCAUACACCCUGGAUAACUAUCUCAGCGCUGCCCUUGGUCGCCCUCGCACGUUCCACGACGAAGACAUUGACCAGGAUCUCCCGUCAUGUGCUGACGAUGACGAGCUUUCGGGUGAAGGUCACUCUUUCCGUCCCGUGAAUUCUAUCAACCGUGGCCAACCAAUCAUGUUUGCUGCCGUUGCACAUUUCAGGCUUGUGCGGAUAGUCAGUAUCAUCCUGCGGAAUCUCUAUUCAAUACAUCCGCUGUCGAUGUCCACACGCGCGUCGUUGGCGGCGAAGUAUUCAGUUAGUCUCGUGGAUUGGAGAAUGGAACUAUCCAGUUUUCUUGAUGCCGAUGGUUUAAACACGGCACCGCUGAUGCCAAUAUUCCAAAGACAACGCAACAUCCUCAACCUGGCCUACUGGCAUGCCCAGAUCCUUAUUCACCGACCAUUCCUGCUCAGCAAUUUCAUGCGAAUGCAGGGCCAGAGCCACCAUUCUAGUGACCAUAUAUCUAGUUCUCAGACAGAAGAGAGUGUCAAACAAUGCUUGACGGCCGCCAUGAAAAUCGUCGAGACCAUUGACGAACUGACAAAAACCCACUUGAUGUUUCGUGCAUUUUGGGUCACGACGUAUUUCGCGUUCACAGCAGUGAUCAUCCUUUACGUAUACACUAUUCAGCAACGCAACUCGCCACCCGAGACAUACAGUCGCUAUCUCUCAGCAGCCUCACGCUGCCAAGCCCAAAUCGCCAAUGUUGCGAAAAACGAGUCUCUCACCCAACGGUAUUGCGUUGUUCUAGAAGAGCUGCGACUCGAGGCAUUGAGGCAAACCAAGCGGGUGCAGCUGCCCGCCAUGACGGGGCCUCAAGAUGUCGCAUCGAGAACCAUCAUGCCUGGUUCAUCGCAUCUUCCGUCGGUGAAGAUGCAAAAUACUUCCAAUGAUGCGACGAUGUCUGAUUUCUCGGGUAUGGGUCUGGGUGACUUUACUGACUGGGGGCACUUUGCAUCUAUGGUCUCUUCUGGAUUGGGGAAUUUGGAUGAUUUGCUUAAUGAUAACUCGUUGGGUCUGUGA
Molecule: messenger RNA, 2184 nt
Organism: Pseudomassariella vexata
Lineage: Eukaryota; Fungi; Ascomycota; Sordariomycetes; Amphisphaeriales; Pseudomassariaceae
Product: fungal-specific transcription factor domain-containing protein
Exons: 5
Coding region: 1-2184 (727 amino acids)
Biological process (GO): DNA-templated transcription; positive regulation of transcription by RNA polymerase II
Cellular component (GO): nucleus
Molecular function (GO): zinc ion binding; DNA-binding transcription factor activity, RNA polymerase II-specific; sequence-specific DNA binding
Source: RefSeq, a predicted model, not a curated record